Molecule: messenger RNA, 306 nt
Organism: Podarcis lilfordi (Lilford's wall lizard)
Lineage: Eukaryota; Metazoa; Chordata; Lepidosauria; Squamata; Lacertidae
Source: the annotation of a GenBank genome assembly
AUGCCCGAGGCUGGAAGACAGAACCUCGUCCGGGGUGGCUCACCGCUCCGAAGCCACAGAAGGAAGUUUCGAAAAGCGGGGCGGGCGCUCAUCAGUCACUGCCGGGAAGAGCAGCAGCUCCGGGACCGGACUUUUCAGCGGGACAACCAGGAGCAAGUGUACGGAGGGCUGCCCUGUCGCCAUGGCAACAGAGACGCUUCCCUGUGUUCUCACAGGAGCGCGCAACCUCGCGAGAUAAGGGAGGGAGGCUUCGGGCGUCUGCAGCCGCUCUCCGAAAAUAUAACCGAGUUCGUUCAUUCCUUCUAG